Echinostoma caproni is the source of this 1404-nucleotide messenger RNA. NCBI's taxonomy places the organism in Eukaryota, Metazoa, Platyhelminthes, Trematoda, Plagiorchiida, Echinostomatidae. The record is from the annotation of a GenBank genome assembly.
AUGACACAAUGGAUUUUUUGCUUACUCUGUAUAACAACAGUAGCUCAGAGUCAAACCACCAAGCAAGUUCUCACGGGAACUUGGACGGUGAGUGACAAUGAGGAGAGAGAGUUCACCGUGGACACGCCAUAUGGAUUGGAUAGUUAUUCUGCUCUGAAGAUUGGUGGUUUUCUCGACGAUCCUUUACUAGAUACACACGAUACCGAUUAUCGAUGGGUUGCAAAUAAAAAUUGGACUUUCACGCAUGUAUUUCGUGUGAAUCCGGACAGUCGACGGGGCCUGGUCAACGAACUGGUAUGGAACGAACUGGAUACGUUUUGUCGGGUCUCGAUCAACGACAUCCUCCUAGAUCAAGUGAACAAUAGUUUUUUAUAUCGGUCUUGGCACCUUGGAAAUUACAUUCGUAUUGGAGGAGUAAAUAUCUUGAAGUUGGAAUGCACAUCCACUACUCAAGUAGUCAAUCAGAUUGCCAAAUCAAUGAAAAGUCCUCCACCGCCAGAUUGCUGGCCCUCGGGUUUUCAUGGUGAAUGUCAUGUCAAUCUAGUGCGUAGCACCCAGGCAUCCUUCGGUUGGGACUGGGGUCCAGCUUUUCCCAUACAGGGAUUCUGGCAACCUCCUCAGCUGAUUCGAUCAGAGUUGGGGUGCCGGUUUGGGACUGGGUUCCGAUUUUUCGCCUCCAUUUCUAAUGGGAAUAAUGGCAGUGUUCGCGAUUUUGUCAUUGCACCUCAAACUAUUUUAUGGAACGCUGCUGUUAGUGUGGAAGUUGUUUUUGUCCCACCGAUGUCUGACAGAUUGAGAAGUUUUUGUAUAUCGUAUAUCGUGGAUGACCUAAUUCCGAAAGGCGGUAUGCAAUGUUUCACCCGCUACAGAAUUAUGAACAAGUUGGAUGUUCCUGUGAAUCUGCUAAUCAGGCAAUCCGGAGUGACCCCAUGGUGGCCGAAUGGAAUCGUCACAGGACCACACACGUAUCGGUUGCAGCUGAAAUUGAUCACAACUAAAGGCACAGUGCUGGAUCAAACGGAGCACACAAUCGGCUUUCGACUAUUCGAUGUGAUCGAACAACCAGUAAAACCGGAACAACUAUCUCUGGGUUUGUCGUUCUACUUUCGCGUGAAUGGUCUUCCGGUAUUCGCAAAAGGAGCUAAUUGGAUUCCGUCUCGAUUACUUCCUGGGCGGUCAAGUGGACACAUGCGACUGGUAAAUGAUACACUACCACUCGGCUUUGGUUCUGCACGCCAGCUAUUAGCCAGUGCAGCCGUAGCUGGAGUGAAUGUUAUUCGCAUAUGGGGCGGUGGACGUUACGAGCCGGACUCGUUCUAUGACGAAGCUGAUCGUCUGGGACUGAUGAUUUGGCACGAUAUGAUGUUUGCCGUAUCUACCUAUGCCAAACAAGAUCCCGGGUAG